UUGUUUGUUCAUCUUUUUGUGGUCAUAACACAUUUUUAAAUUGUUUAGUUUCAUCCAAUUUUCACACAAUUUUUGCUCAUUAAACCUUUCAUCAAACCUUUACUGUUGAUCAACUGAAACUUUAACCGGGAAAAUUUCAUUCAUCAUUAUCGCCAUCCUCAUCAGCAAUAACAGUUUACAUCUAAUCAUGUUUACAGUAAAAAUGUUUCUCAUGCUAAUCUCAACUUGUAUUGUUACAGUUAAGUCAACUGUUAUCAAUAAUUCAUUAGGACCAACCAAUGAAAUGGCUUCAAAUGGCAGAUCAAACAACGAGACAACCCUUGAUUAUCAACAUCAGCCCAACAAUUCAAAUCAAUUUAUCAUGGAAUCAAGAGAAAGGAAACGCAAAGAACGACUUGCAUUGAUUAAAUCGCAAAUUUUAUCGCAACUCAAUCGUCGAGUAAAUAAUGGAAAUGUUGAUAAUCAGGAUUGUUCAUUGACAACUAAUGAGCGUAAUAUUUUGAAUGAAAUAUUUGUCAUUAUAAAGAAAACACCUGAAGGAACAAUUGAUGUUGAUCAAUUUACAACCAAUCCAAUCAUAAUUGAUAAACUUCAAGGUUUACGAUCAAAUUCUUGGAUUUGUGUUAAAAAUGCUCUUUCUGCUUCAGCUGGACGUCAGCUUAAUCCGUUAAAUUCAACCAUUUUGUCUCGCUCUUUCUUAUUUCCAUCAAUAAACUCAUCAUCAACAUCAACAUCAUCAUCAACUUUAUCAUCCAAUUCAUCGUCAUCAUCCAUUAUUGGACAUCACCUCUUUGACCAGUCUGGUUUAUCAAAUAAAAGUCUAAUUGACUAUCAAAAUGACAAUGCAACCCAACAACACAUUCUUGAACAGAGACAAAGGAGACGCCAAGAGAGACUUAUUUACAUACAAAAUCAAAUAUUAUCUCGCCUUGGUCUAACCCAGCGAGCUAAUGAAACGGUUCCUCCUUGUAAGCUAACUGACGAAGAGCGAGCUCUAAUUAACCAAUUAUUCACCAAAUCAACUUCAUCAUCCAUAACAGCGAGUAAUGCCAAUCAAAUAUCAAAUGCAGUUUUCACCAAAAUCCAAGGUUUCUAUCCUUCAUGUAAACUUGACCUGACCUCAAUGGAUCCAAAUCGACUCAACAAUUCCCUCUCAUCAUGAUUUACACAAGUCUUUAAACCUUUUCUGCCAAAAUUUGCUUCAUUGCCUUGUUUUUUUACUUACAUGCACUCACUUAAAAUUAUUUCAAACUACCUUUUUUAACAAUUAUUAACUGAUUUUAGCUAUGCAUCAAUUCAUGAAAUGUAUUAUCAUAAUCUCGAGAUCCAUUGAACUAUUAAAUUUUUUCACAUUUUGUACAUAAUCUUAUCAUAGUUGUACAUUUCAACAGUUUACUAGUUUCAAAUGAUGGACUUACUGAAUACACCUAACCUUUGGAUCCGGACACACCAAAAAAUGAUGUUUAUACAUUUCCAUUCGUUUACCUUCAACAACCUUAUGAUAAAUCUUGAUUUUUAUUUACUCUGAUUACAAACUUGGUAUUGAUUACGAUAAAAAAGGAAAGUUUGAGAAGCGAAAAUCGCAAAUGACUUUGAUUUAAUGGAACUGACAGCAACAACUACGGAACACGGAAUCCACCUGAUAAACAUCUUAAAUCAUUUUUACUUUUUGAUUAUCAAUUAUCAGGUUAAAACCUCCCAAUCAACAUGCACAUGAUUAACUUGAUUAGCAGAAAGUAAUCAUCAAUUGACUUCUCUAAGGCCUCAAGUUAAGGCCUCACUCUUUGCAUCAACAAACAGAGAAGCGGAAGCUUUUCAUUUCAACUUACAACAACAUAUUUCUUACAUAGUAAGUUAUUAUUUCAAGGGGUUUUAUCGUCAAUUGUAAUUGUCUAAUCAAGCUGAUUUUAGUAAAUUUAUUUCCUGGAGGAAAGUGUUAUUAAAAGCGUUGCCCUCUUCAUCUGAAAUAUGCGUCUAUGACUACAGCGAAUCUAACCAUAAAACCAAUUGCCUCUUCGGUAAUAAAUACAUUUACAUUAAUGGACCAAAAAAAUGAGGUACAAAAAUCUUUAUAUACUUGUCAACAUGGGAUGAUUGUGAUUAAUUACUUUAUUUAUGAUAUCAGAGUAGACAUCGGAUCAUUCAAAGAAUACUUAAAUUGUGACUAAAUGUGUAAACAAGUGUAAUUUAAUCAAAAACAACCUGUGACAACUGUUAAGGUCAAUUGAAAAAUCAAAUAAAAAACGGAAAUUUCAAUUAAA
This is a messenger RNA of Tetranychus urticae (two-spotted spider mite), 2261 nucleotides long. RefSeq lists its product as uncharacterized. Lineage: Eukaryota; Metazoa; Arthropoda; Arachnida; Trombidiformes; Tetranychidae. The record is from RefSeq and is a predicted model, not a curated record.